ACAGGAAGAAGAACAGCGAGUAUAGACGAAUAGCUCACAUUGUUAUCCUGUGAAAGAGUUUGUGUUGUGUGUGCGUUUUGUUUUGUUUUUGUUUUUUGUUUUUAAUUGUUUGCGUACCCGGAAGUAUUUGUGCAGCUUGUGAAAUAAAAUAUUGGGCAGCUUUUGAGUGAAUCGUCUGGAGCAGAGUAGCAAGGUUAGCUAGCUGCUUUUAGGAAAACCAGAUCUGUUUGGUGAAUACAUCUGUAUACACAAAGAAAGUGUAAGCUCUUGUGCCUUUUCUGUUUCUCCUGUAACAGACAGGCAUGUCUUCAGAGCUCACCAUUGACAUCCAGCUCACAGAGUUGGGCUUUUCAAGCUGGGAUUUUCAGGUUUUAAAACAGAAAGAGACAAACCAGACUUCAGAUCCUGGAUGUGCAUCAUCAUCAUCGUGUCCCAUACCAGUGGGUCAAAUCCCUCCUGUCUGUCCAAACUUCCUCCCCAAUAAUCAUGACUCUGGGGUUAAUGCCAGGUUAGUUCAUGUAGAUUCCACAGAGACUAGUGCAGGCGACAGCAGCAAGACAGUUUGUGAAAAAGAAAGUGAGCUUAUGGGAGAAAAAAGAAGAAAAUAUCCAUGGUAUGAUGAAAAUGCUGACGAGCAACUUAAAGAGGACAAAAAGAAAAAAAUACACAAAGAGCAGGAGGUCAGAGAACGAGGAGAUCAGAGGAAGCUGAUAAGUGAUGAUGAUGAUGAUCAGGAUGAUGAUGAUGAUGUUGUUUCUGGGGAAGAAGAUGAGGAGGAGGAAGAUGAUGGCUUGACGGACGAUGAGGAAAGUGAUGAUGCUUUGUCUUCAGAUACCAAUGGUUCAGAAGAGCAUCGUUGCCAGGUGUGCAGCCUCACAUUUUCCACGACGUUCCUCCUCCAUGAACAUUUGCACAUCCAUAAUGGUGUGCGUCUCUACCACUGUGCUGAAUGCAGCAAGCAGUUCUGCCAUUUGGCGAACUAUCGUAAGCAUCUGCGCUGCCAUGCACAAGCGGCCACAAUCCGGUGCGUCAUUUGUACAGCCCACUUUAGAACACAAGAUGACCUGCAGCAUCAUCUGGAGACAAACCACUUUGAGGACAAGUUCUAUCAGUGUGAUCUCUGCAAGCGCAUUUUCACCAGCAUGGCAGAAUGCAAGAAGCACGUGCAAACGCACAAACGGCGCGCAAAACGCUACCCGUGCCCAAAAUGUGAGUGCAGCUUCCGCCAUCACAGCGCUAUGCUCUACCAUCUCAAGCGACACAAGAAGGGCAUGUUCAUCUGCACUGACUGUGGCCUGGCGUUCUCUACAAAAGCCGUCCUCCUCCGCCACAGCUUUCAUCACCUGGGCGUUUUGCCCUAUACCUGCAUACGGUGCAAACGCCAUUUCCGUUUAUCAACCCAGUACAUGAAGCAUGAGUGUAAACCACAGCAGUUGCAAUGUGUGGCAUGUCUCGUCAUUUUUUGGAGCCAAGAGGACUUCCUGAAGCACAAGAAGGACACGGGUUGCUGGGGUCAUCAGACAGCUCUCGGCGCCAAGGCAAAUGUCAUCCGAUGUAUGGAGUGUGGACAAGUCUUCAACAGUUCAGAGGAACUAAAGAAGCACGCCGGGAUGCAUAAGAGGGUCAUGAGGUGCUCGGAGUGCGGGAUGGGUUUCCGCUCAUCCAUUAUGCUCAUGUCGCACAUGGGUGGGCAUGCGGCUCAGCGGCCAUGCCUCUGCCAAGAAUGUGGCCUGGGCUUCUGUCAUCAACAGGCUUAUGAAAGCCACCUUAAAACCUGUGGGCUUGUGAAUCCAGCAGAGAUUGGCACAAAGAAGCAAAAGCCAAAUGCAGAGAAGAAGGAAGUCGUUAUUGCUCCUAAAAUCAAGGAAAUCGUACCACAGCUUGUGCACUUACCUCCAGCUGCAGUGAUUGGCACAAAGAAGCAAAAUCAAAAUGCAGAGAAGAAGGAAAUCGUUACUACUCCUAAAAGCAAGGAGAUCGUACCACAGCUUGUGCACUUGCCUCCAGCUGCAGUAAUUGUCACAAAGAAGCAAAAUCCAAAUGCGGAGAAGAAGGAAGUUGUUACUAUUCCUAAAAGCAAGGAGAUCGUACCACAGCUUGUGCACUUGCCUCCAGCUGCAGUAAUUGUCACAAAGAAGCAAAAUCCAAAUGCGGAGAAGAAGGAAGUUGUUACUAUUCCUAAAAGCAAGGAGAUCGUACCACAGCUUGUGCACUUGCCUCCAGCUGCAGUAAUUGUCACAAAGAAGCAAAAUCCAAAUGCAGAGAAGAAGGAAGUCGUUAUUGCUCCUAAAAGCAAGGAAAUCGUACCACAGCUUGUGCACUUACCUCCAGCUGCAGUAGUAAGUGGCCAAACAAAACCUGCUGAAGGUCUGACGACAUUCACUCUGAAUAAAGAGCCUCUUUCUCCUCUACCCCUGGUUAUGUUUUUGCCUGCACCCUCUGCGUCUGCAUCCGACAGCAUCCAGAAUCCUCAAAAGCUUAAUUCGGACGUCUCAAAUGAAUGCCUGUCCGCUCCACAGGUCAUUCACAUUCCACUACCCUCUAAUAACAGUUCUGUACAUAAAGAGUGUGAAAAAUCAGUACUGUUAAAAGACAUAGCUAGCCCGGUGCCUGGCUCAAACAUUCUCAUACCUUUGACAUCUGUGGAAAAUGGAAAAACAGGAUGGACACUAUUAGAGGCUCAGUGCGCAUCUGGUUCAAUCACUAAAAUAUACACAAUUAGAAAGGAAAAUGGACAAGUGACUGACAUCACGUUGGAGCGGAUAUCGCCCGUUCCACAGGUGAAUGCGAGCAGUGAGCAGAAAAAGAAAGGUUUGUCAAACUUGGAGAUCGCACAGAUCUUGCACCUGAUGAAAAAAAAUGUUUGUAGUGUUGAGAGGAAGGAAAAUCGAUCAAACUUGACCAUUGCUAUAUCAGACAACACAGAUGAUGAAAAGCAGAGUGCGUCAAGGCUGAGAAACAGGAGCCCCUCGCUUCAAAAGAGCGCUGAUGCCCAGUUAACAACAAACACAGAGAGCGAGUGUCUUGGUGCUGAAAAAAUGCAGCCUUGUCCUGAUUUUGAUACUUCAACAGUGAUACUUGACAGUUCACAAGUUAAAAGGCAGCUUGAAGAGGAUCAGAUCCCAAAAUCAUCGAUUCAUUCAUCAUCCAGGUUCUUAAACUCAGACGAGAUCUCAUCUCAGAACAAUGUACAAAAGACACACGAACACCUGGAGGAGGAAGACUUGGGUCUGGAUUGCGCAGUAAUAGAGCUCGGUGAUGAAUCUGACACAGUGCAGUGUGAAACUUGUGGAAGAAUGGUUUUAGAAAGAGAUUUGGUCCAACACACUAUAACGCAUGGUCUGGAUUGCGCAGUAAUAGAGCUCGAUGAUGAAUCUGACGUAAUGCAGUGUGAAACUUGUGGAAGAAUGGUUUUAGAAAAAGACUUGGUCCAACACAUGAUGACUCAUUCAGUCUCUUCUGUCCUUGCUACUUCAUAGGUCCUGGAUUUUGUAAACUUGAGUGAAUGGUACAGAUUCAGUUUACUUGCAAGAAAAAAAACGGACAACUCUGAAAAGCUUUCAGACCCUUCCUUCCUUCCUUUUAAUUUAAAUCAUGCAAAAUCUUUCUAAUGAAUCCAGUAUUAUUGGAGGAAACAAUAACAGACUGGCUGUGUGUGUGUGUGUUCCUAUUCAUCAUAAUGAAACACUGAAUAUUCCAAAUGUUUACUGAUUAUGCGUAUAAUUUGCACAAACGAGUAUGAUUUACUUAAUGUUGCUGAUAUGUUUUGUUUUUUCUCUGCUGUGUAUAAAGAUCAGGACAUUGCAUUUAAUAGAUACUGUACAUUCCUUUUAGUAGAUAAUUAUCUUCAGGUUCAAAUCGUACUGAAUUGAUUUCACGUGCUAGUUUCUUUUAAGCCUUUUUUUAAACUUGUUUUUAAUAUAACACAAGCAAGAGUGGAGUUUAUAAUGGAUGUAUGGUUUCUUAUGAAUCGAGUUUUAAAACUAUGCUAUCUUAUAGUAUGGGAGCGGGGAAUAAAAAUACAAUCAGACAUUCUUGUUUUGCCUUAAUUUUUUUUAUUUAGCUGUAGUUGCAUGUGUGCAGUAUGGCCAAAAGCAUUUGGAGAUAUGAACUUCUCAUCCAUGUGUGUUCCUGCCACAGACUUGAAAGCAUACUCCUAUACAAGCGUAUCUUUGUAUACUGUAGCAUUAUGAUUUCCCUGCUUGAAUUUCCACCUGCGUAGAACCCUGAUCUCAACCCUACUGAACACCUUUGGGAUGAAUUGUAACACCAACUGUGCACCAGACCUCCUCGCCUGACCUCAGAGUCUGAUUUCACUGAUGCACUUGUGACUGAGUGAGCAGAUCUCCACAGCCAUGCUCCAAAAUCUAGUGGAAAGCCUUCCCAGAAGAGUGGACAUUGUUAUAACAGCAAAGGAGGGAGCAGUUUUGGAGCUGGACAUUCAGAAAGUAUAUAUGAGUGAGACACUUGGAUGUCCACAAACUUUAGCCCAUAGUGCUGAUACCUUGCGAAUGUCUUAUUGUGCACCAGUAAUUUAACAUGUUCUCCAGCUUUGUGAAAGACCGUUCCAAAACACCAGUAAGCUGUGAAUAUGGUGCGUAUCUAGUCGUUGUUUUUCAAAUUGAAAUUUACUCUCUUCUGAUCAACAAGUUGUUUCCACCCACAGGAUUCGUUUUGUUUUUCUCUCCAUUCUGCGUAAAUUCGAGAGUACAGUGUAAUAAGUUCCAAGAACUCAGCAGUUUCUGAAAUACUCAACUCAGCUUUUCUGUCAGUAACAACAUGGUAAAGUAGCAGGGUUUUUACCCCAUGCUGAUGUUUGAUGUGAGCAUUAUCUGAAGUUCUUAAUCUGAUUCAGCAUGUUUUUGUGGUGCUGCCUCAUGAUUGGCUGAUUGGAUAAUUCACUUAUGAAAGAGCAGAUAUACAGGAAUUCUGAAUAAAGUGGACCGUGAAUGUAUAGCAGUUCUUGCAUUGAAUAGGUUUCAACUUUUUGGACGAGACAAUCUUGAGACAAAUUCAUAUACGGGCAGCAAGGUGGUGCAGUGGUUAACACUGUCGGCUCACAGCAAGAAGGCUCUGGAUUUGUGACUAACUGGGGCAUUUCUGUUUGGAGUUUGCUUGUUCAUCUCCCUGUACCUGCAUGGGUUUCCUCCUACAGUCCAAAAACAUUACGUUACAGGCAUUAAGCAGACGCUCUUAUCCAGAGCAGUGUACAACAUUCCUGGAGCAGUUCAGGGUUAGUUGCCUUGCUCAAGGGCACUGAAGCCAUUCUUGCUGGUCCACGGAAUUGAACCGGCAACCAUUUGGUCCCAAAGCUGCUUCACUAACUGUUAGGUCAACUGGGUACUCGAAAUUGCUCAGAGGUGUGAGUGUUUAUCUCUGUGUUAGCCCUGCGAUAGAUUAGCAGCCUGUCCAGGGUGUACCCCUCCCUCCUCUUACCCAAAGUUUGGGAUUGACACCAGCUUCCCCCCACAACCCUGAUGGACAAGCAGUUAGAUAAUGGAUGGAUGGUCAUAUACCGUUGUACAUGUCAGGCCUCCUACGAGCUUACAGUUUACUCCUACUGCACUUACGAGCUUAACAGUUUGUGACUACAGUCAGAGCUACGGGUACCCUGCAGCCAAUGACCCCUCUAUGACAGUGGUGAUUGAACAGUCACUCCCAAUAGUGGUACAGCUAUGCAGGGCGGUUCUCCACUAAUCGAAUUAAUGCCAAAUGUGCAACUCAACCCUGUGAGACCUACCUACGUUUGCUGUUUGUGCUCAUGGCCAAAGGAGACCAGACCUGGAGCCAUGUGACACCCUUAAAUUACUACAACCUGGCUCAUUGGCGAGGCCCACACAGGUCUUGUUCAAGCUCUGAAUGGACAGUCAUGGCCUCAGGUUCUUAGAAGGUGUCCAAGUACUAUCCAUUUACCUUGUAUACACGCCUCCACUAAAGAGUCCUGUGAAGCCGAGUCCUGUGGAGCCUGCCCCUGGAGGAUGGGGGCUGCCAGCGGGACCAUUCACAUUUCUCAUGGUGCAAUGACUAGAUCAUACCAGUGACUUCUCAAGGCAAUAUCACAGGGGCAAUAACUUCAAUUUUGCCAUCAACCCCCAAGCUCUAUCCCUCUUGGAUAGAAACAUUUGGAAGUAGAGCCCAAGUUUCAGAACAAGGGUUUCUACUUGACGUACUUCCAAAUUCAGAAGAAGAAGGAGGAGGAGGAUUUCCGUUCCCUUCUAGUUUUGCGAGGGCUGAUCUGAAAAGGCAACCACGUGGUGUUCAGGGGACACUGGAUCCACAGACGGGUGAAGGUAUUUUAUCUUUUUUUUAACUUUCAGGAAGAAAUUUUGGUUGAAAAGCUUGUGUUAUGAAUGUGCAUUUUUUCAUUUGCCAUCUAAUGCUUUAGUCAGGUUUAUUAUUAUUAUUAUUAUUAUUAUUAUUGCAUACACCGUUUACUCUGCAUUAAGAUGUUCAUUUUUAGACAUAAUGUGAAACACAAUUUAAAAAACAAAAAGGACCUGUAGAAAGAUGAAUUCCAAUGAUAUGGAAUGGAGUAAUUACUUCUAUCUAGUUCACCAUACAGAGAUUGUGGAUUUGCCCCCAUGUACUUUGCCCUGUUAUUUUUCAAAUAAACACCCUGCAUUGCA
Neoarius graeffei (lesser salmon catfish) is the source of this 6626-nucleotide messenger RNA. Its product is annotated as protein suppressor of hairy wing. The transcript is spliced from 7 exons. NCBI's taxonomy places the organism in Eukaryota, Metazoa, Chordata, Actinopteri, Siluriformes, Ariidae. Gene Ontology annotation, cellular component: nucleus. Gene Ontology annotation, molecular function: DNA-binding transcription factor activity, RNA polymerase II-specific; RNA polymerase II transcription regulatory region sequence-specific DNA binding. Gene Ontology annotation, biological process: regulation of transcription by RNA polymerase II. Bases 303 to 3479 code for a protein of 1058 amino acids. The record is from RefSeq and is a predicted model, not a curated record.